AUGGAUGUUAAGAAUGCCUUUUUAAAUGGUGAUCUUUAUGAAGAAGUUUAUAUGACUCCUCCUCCUGAUGUCGCCCACCAGCUUGGUGAAGUUUGUAGGCUUCGCAAAGCACUUUAUGGGCUCAAACAAGCACCUCAUGCUUGGUUUGAAAAGUUUUCCACAGUUAUUACUUCACUUGGUUUUAUUUGUAGUCAUCAUGAUUUCGCAUUGUUUGUCAAAUGUACAAGUGCAUGUCGUAUUUUGUUGUCAUUGAAUGUUGAUGACAUGAUCAUUACUCGUAAUGAUUCUGACGGAAUAAAAUCUUUAAAGUCUGAGCUAUCUCGUUGUUUUGCUAUGAAAGACUUGGGUAUGCUGCUCUACUUUCUCGGCAUUGAGGUUUCUUAUUCUCCAAAAGGUUAUCUCUUAUCUCAGUCAAAGUAUAUAGCUGAUCUGUUUGAUCGUGCGCGUCUCACUGACAACAGGAUUGUUGAUACUCCCCUUGAGCCCAAUGCUCGAUAUUUUCUGUUGGAUGAGAUUCCUUUGUCAGAUUUCAGUUUAUAUCGUACUAUUGUUGGGAGUUUGGUCUAUCUUAUUGUGACUCGUCCAAACAUUACACAUGUUGUUCAUGUGGUUAGUCAGUUUGUCACUGCUCCUACUACAGUUCAUUGGGCUGCCGUUCUUCGUAUUCUCAGAUAUCUUCGAGGCACUCAAUUUCAGAGUCUUUUGUUUCCUUCCACAUCAUCUUUAGACUUGCAUGCUUACUCUGAUGCUGAUUGGGCUGAUGAUCUUACUGAUCGCAAGUCGACCACUGGAUUCUGUACUUUCCUUGGUGAUUCCCUUAUUUCAUGGAAGAAUAUGGGCAUUUAUCUUCAUCAUCCUACUCCCUUAUACUGUGACAAUCAAAGUGCGAUUCAGAUUGCACGCAAUUCGGUCUUUCAUGAGCGAACCAAGCAUAUUGAUAUUGAUUGUCAUGUCACUCAUCAUCAUCUUCAACGGCGCUCUAUCACAUUGCCUCUGGUUUCUUCAUCUCCACAGAUUGCUGAUAUGUUUAUUAAGACACACUCCACUUCGCGCUUUUGUUUUUUAUCUGAUAAACUCUCAAUGCUUAUAGCUGUAGCAUCGUGA
This is a messenger RNA of Momordica charantia (bitter melon), 1104 nucleotides long. NCBI's taxonomy places the organism in Eukaryota, Viridiplantae, Streptophyta, Magnoliopsida, Cucurbitales, Cucurbitaceae. The record is from RefSeq and is a predicted model, not a curated record.